This is a messenger RNA of Cryptotermes secundus, 466 nucleotides long. RefSeq names its product cell division cycle 5-related protein. Gene Ontology annotation, cellular component: Prp19 complex; spliceosomal complex. The coding region runs from base 127 to 441 and encodes 104 amino acids. Gene Ontology annotation, molecular function: DNA-binding transcription factor activity, RNA polymerase II-specific; RNA polymerase II transcription regulatory region sequence-specific DNA binding. The transcript is spliced from 2 exons. Lineage: Eukaryota; Metazoa; Arthropoda; Insecta; Blattodea; Kalotermitidae. The record is from RefSeq and is a predicted model, not a curated record. Gene Ontology annotation, biological process: regulation of transcription by RNA polymerase II; mRNA splicing, via spliceosome.
UAACGAAGGGUUUCAAGGUGUGGGAAGGAGUUCAGUGACUAAUACCUACUGUUUGAGUAUUACAUCUUCAUUUUAAGCGAUUCGCUUGUGCCUUUUGUUCCAUCGCUUAGAACCGAAAGCCUAAUCAUGCCUCGUAUAAUGAUAAAAGGUGGAGUGUGGAGGAACACAGAGGAUGAGUGCUUGAAGGCAGCUGUGACGAAAUAUGGGAAACACCAGUGGUCCCGUAAUUCAUUACUACUACAUAGGAAGUCAGCAAAGCAAUGCAAAGCCCGUUGGAAUGAAUGGUUGGACCCAAGUAUAAAGAAAACAGAGUGGAGCCUUGAAGAAGACGAGAAACUCUUGCAUCUAGCAAAAUUGAUGCCAACUCUGUGGCGAACCAUUGCACCUGUCAUAGGACGAACAGCAGCACAGUGUUUGGAACGUUACAAGUACCUGCUGUAAGUAUGUCUUUGUAAGACAUAGGAUU